ACCGUUACGUGCGGAGGUUUUAGUGGUAAACAAAGUUAUUUGUUCGAUAGUCUAAGUCGUACUAUAUACACUUGUAUACGUGCUGUUUGACACUCGAGCGUUCAAUUGGAUGUGUUUAAAAGUGAUUACUUCAAUUAAAACGGUAUUAAAUUUAAGUGUUUCGGGAAAACAUAAAUAAGGAUCCUAGCUAGUGUUUAUCGAGAAAGUAUCAUGCGCAUAUAUCUGAAUAGAUAGUGGUGUUGGAAAAUAGACUACAGAUUUUCAGUGCUGAGCCUGUUAUCCGGACUUAACCUGCGAACAGAAAUUCAAGAUUGCCAGGGAUUUCAUAACAAAGCGCCAUGUCUCUGUCGAAACCGAUCGUAAACCCUGCAAUUAAAUUUACGCAGAUUUUCAUCAACAACGAGUGGGUAAACUCUGUGAGCGGGAAGACGUUCCCGACCAUCAACCCGACCACCGGCAAGAAGAUAUGCGACAUCCAGGAGGGAGACAAGGCGGAUGUGGACAAUGCGGUGUUGGCGGCGAAGGCGGCCUUCAAAGUGGGUUCCCCCUGGCGCUCAAUGGACGCCUACGACCGUGGAAGGCUGCUUAACAAGUUGGCUGACCUCAUCGAGAGGGACGUCGUAUACAUCGCGAGCCUUGAGACGCUUGACAAUGGGAAGCCGUUCAAGGACUCCAUGGGGACGGAUAUGAAUCUUGUCAUGGAGACGAUCCGCCACUACGCCGGCUGGGCGGACAAGCUGUGCGGGAAAACCAUCCCUGUCCGUGGUAAUUUCUUCUGUUACACCAAACAUGAACCAAUUGGCGCCUGUGGGCAGAUUAUUCCGUGGAACUUCCCGCUGUUGAUGAUGGCGUGGAAGAUCGGCCCGGCCCUUGCUUGCGGAAACACAGUGGUCCUCAAGCCUGCGGAACAGACGCCGCUCACCGCCCUAUAUGUUUGCUCCCUUAUUAAGGAGGCUGGUUUCCCGUCCGGUGUGGUGAACGUUGUUCCCGGAUAUGGUCCCACGGCUGGCGCCGCCAUUACAAGCCACCCUGAUAUCAGAAAAGUCGCUUUUACAGGAUCUGCCGAGGUUGGCAAAAUUGUGAUGGUGGGAGCGGCCGAAAGCAACCUGAAGCCUGUUACUCUGGAGCUGGGAGGCAAGAGUCCCGUCAUAGUUUGCAAGGACGCUGACCUGGACGAGGUGGUGGAAUUGGCCCACAACGCCAUCUUUUUCAACAUGGGUCAGGUUUGCACGGCCGGAUCAAGGACGUUCGUGCACGAGGACGUCUACGACGAGUUCGUGAAGCGCGCCACUGCACGCGCUAAGUCCAGGAAGGUCGGCAGUCCCUGGGACGACGCCACCGAGUCAGGGCCGCAGGUUAGCGAGGAGCAGUUUGACAAGAUUCUUGAGUUGAUCGAGAGUGGGAAGAAGGAGGGUGCGAAGCUGGAGUGUGGCGGGGCCCGGUUGGGUAACGAGGGCUACUUCAUCCAGCCCACAGUUUUCUCCAACGUCACCGACAAUAUGAGAAUAGCCAAGGAAGAGAUAUUUGGACCAGUGCAGCAGAUCAUUAAGUUCAAGGACAUCGAAGAGGUGAUCGAGCGGGCCAAUGACACCACGUACGGACUGGCGGCGGCCUGCUUCACGAAAGACCUUGAUAGCGCACUCGCCAUCAGUAGCAGAUUCGAGGCUGGUACCGUCUGGGUGAACUGCUUCAACGUUUUUAAGAUGAACGCCCCGUUUGGAGGGUUCAAAAUGUCCGGCAUUGGCAGGGAACUCGGUGAAUACGGCCUUCACGCCUAUACGGAAGUCAAGAACGUGAUUGUGAAGACCCCGUACAAACUACCGUAGUGACAGGAACUGUCAGGAGAGCCAGCACCUCUGGCCAACCACAGUCCGGAGUGCUUUGAUUCUCGUACUCUAAACAUGUACAUCAGCCACUCUGUAUAAACUGCUAUACACACAUGUAUACAUCUGUAUAUGUUAUAUCUACUGGUAGAAGGGCAUACUGUUGGGUUGGUGAAACAUUGUAAGAGAACAUAGUGCAGAUGAACAAACAGUUGUUUAUAAGUGUAGUAUGAACGUAUUAUCUUACUAUUUAUUAAUGAUCUAAACCUAUACUUUAAUCACGUAACCACUCGUAACCACUAGAUGCAUGUUUUAGUAUUGACUUAUAAGACAUUAAUCUUGAAUGCAAGGUGUAAGUUAAAAUGUUUAAUAAACAAUUAACAUUAGAA
Mya arenaria is the source of this 2212-nucleotide messenger RNA. RefSeq names its product aldehyde dehydrogenase, mitochondrial-like. The transcript is spliced from 14 exons. Lineage: Eukaryota; Metazoa; Mollusca; Bivalvia; Myida; Myidae. Gene Ontology annotation, molecular function: aldehyde dehydrogenase (NAD+) activity. The coding region runs from base 339 to 1826 and encodes 495 amino acids. The record is from RefSeq and is a predicted model, not a curated record.